Messenger RNA from Orycteropus afer afer, 939 nucleotides. Its product is annotated as olfactory receptor 1444. Lineage: Eukaryota; Metazoa; Chordata; Mammalia; Tubulidentata; Orycteropodidae. The record is from RefSeq and is a predicted model, not a curated record. Gene Ontology annotation, molecular function: G protein-coupled receptor activity; olfactory receptor activity; odorant binding. Gene Ontology annotation, biological process: G protein-coupled receptor signaling pathway; sensory perception of smell. Gene Ontology annotation, cellular component: membrane.
AUGGAGAAUAGCACAGAAGUAACAGAGUUCAUCCUGUUGGGAUUAACAGAUGACCCCAAUCUUCAGAUUCCCCUCUUCCUGAUAUUUUUAUUCAUCUAUUUCAUCACUCUGGUUGGGAACGGAGGGAUGAUGUUGAUCAUCCUCUCUGACUCCCACCUCCACACUCCAAUGUACUUCUUCCUCAGUAACCUCUCCUUUGUAGACUUGGGUUACUCAUCAGCUGUAGCUCCCAAGAUGGUGGCUGCAUUGCAGUCAGGGAAUAAAGUUAUCUCUUACAAUGGAUGUGCUGCUCAGUUCUUCUUCUUUGCAGGUUUUGCCACCAAUGAGUGCUUUGCUUCCAUGGCCUAUGAUCGCCAUGCGGCAAUCUGUAGGCCUCUUCAUUACACCACCACCAUGACAGCAGGUGUGUGUGCCCUCCUGACUAUUGGCUCUUAUAUCUGUAGCUUCCUCAAUGCCUCCAUCCAGACAGCAGGUGCCUUCAGACUCUCCUUCUGUGGAUCUAAUGAGAUACAUCAUUUUUUCUGUGACAUGCCAGCACUACUGGUCCUCUCGUGCUCCGACACACACAUCAGCAAUUUGGUUAUCUCCUUUGUGGUGGGCUUCAAUGUGUUUUUCACGCUCCUGGUCAUCCUCAUCUCUUACCUCUUCAUAUACAUUGCCAUUCGAAGGAUACGUUCAGCUGAAGGACGGAAGAAAGCCUUCUCCACCUGUGCUUCCCACUUCACUGCAGUCUCCAUCUUCUAUGGCUCAGUCAUCUUCAUGUACUUGCUGCCCAGCUCCAGUCAGUCCAUGGAUACAGACAAAAUAGCAUCUGUGUUUUACACUGUGGUGAUUCCCAUGCUGAACCCCUUGAUCUACAGCCUUAGGAACAAAGAAGUGAAAAGUGCUGCCUGGAAAAUACUCAACAAAUUCUACCUCCAAUCUUUGAGUAGGAAGUAG